Molecule: messenger RNA, 5734 nt
Organism: Ictalurus furcatus (blue catfish)
Lineage: Eukaryota; Metazoa; Chordata; Actinopteri; Siluriformes; Ictaluridae
Product: diacylglycerol kinase delta
Exons: 30
Coding region: 968-4645 (1225 amino acids)
Biological process (GO): lipid phosphorylation; intracellular signal transduction; diacylglycerol metabolic process
Molecular function (GO): protein heterodimerization activity; protein homodimerization activity; ATP-dependent diacylglycerol kinase activity
Source: RefSeq, a predicted model, not a curated record
UUAUGUGGUCUAUAUACUAAAGUGUGUAUGUGUGUGUGUGUGUGUGGUUUGGGACACAUACAUAGUGUAUUAAAUAUGUUAUUUAUGUGGCCUUUGCAGUAAAUAAAGUGUGUAGUUUGGCACAAAUCCAUAGUCGUUUAAUGGUGAUAUUUAUGUGCCCUUUGUAACGAUAAUGUGUGUGGUUUGGGACAUGUCCAUAGUGAAUAAUUUGUGUGGUUUGGGACAUGUCCAUAGUGUAUUAAUGUGUGUGGUUUGGGACAUGUCCAUAGUGAAUAAUGUAUGUGGUUUGGGACAUGUCCAUAGUGAAUAAUUUGUGUGGUUUGGGACAUGUCCAUAGUGAAUAAUUUGUGUGGUUUGGGACAUGUCCAUAGUGUAUUAAUGUGUGUGGUUUGGGACAUGUCCAUAGUGAAUAAUGUGUGUGGUUUGGGACGUGUCCAUAGUGAAUAAUGUGUGUGGUUUGGGACAUGUCCAUAGUGUAUUAAUGAUGGUGUUGGCUUGGUGUAGUGAACAGAGUGUGUGGUUUGGACCAGGGCCACAGCAUUGAUGUUGCCCUUGUGGUUAUGAUGGUAUGUGGACCAAUGAUGAUAAGGUGUUUAUUGAUAGGUUUCGAAGGUUCUCUGAGUCCCUGAUCUAGCAUGAACUAGGUGAACUAGCAUGAGGGUGUGUUUUUGACUCCAAAGCUCUUCUGUAUAUGGUUCUGGAAAAGGGCGUCCGCUAAAUUCUGGAAACAUUUACUCAGACAUUAGUUUCAGCAGUACCUGUGCUCUUCUGACUCUUUUCUGCAGUCCUCGUGUUGACCGGAACUAGGCGCUAUGCUCUUCGACUCUUUUCUGCAUCCCUCGUGUUGACCGGAAGUGGGCGCUGUGCUUUUCUGACUCCUUUCUUCAGUGCCCUUGUUGACCGGAAGUGGGCGCUGUGCGCUUCAGACUCCUUUCUGCAGUCCUCGUGUUGACCGGAAGUGGGCGCCAUGUUCCGGUGCGUGGACCGUGCGAGCGCGCGGCUCUUCUCGGGGGCCAGAGUGUGUGUGAGGAUGGCAGCGGCAGCGGUGGCGGUGGCGGAGGCAGCUCGCGCGUUGGACGAGUCCUCGGACAGCGACGCGGAGCACGAACCCGGCGCGCCGCAGAAACUCAUCCGCAAAGUGUCCACUUCCGGUCAAAUCCGCAGUAAGACGGUGCUGAAAGAGGGGAAGCUGAUGAAACAGACGAACUCAUUUCAGCGCUGGAAGAGACGCUACUUCAAACUGCGUGGGAGAACACUGUACUAUGCUCAGACUGCUAAGUCGAUCAUCUUUGACGAGGUGGAUUUGACUGACGCCAGCGUGGCCGAGUCCAGCACCAAGAACGUCAACAACAGCUUCACCAUUAUCACUCCGUGCAGGAGAUUGAUUCUUUGUGCUGAGAACAGGAAGGAGAUGGAGGAGUGGAUGGCAGCUCUGAGGAGUGUACAGAGCAGAGAGCACUUUGAGUCUUCUCAGUACAGUAUGGACCAUUUCUCCGGGAUGCAUAACUGGUUCUCGUGCUCGCACGCUCGACCCACGUACUGCAACGUCUGCAGGGAAGCGCUGAGUGGAGUGACAUCACAUGGCCUCUCUUGUGAAGUGUGUAAGUUUAAGGCCCAUAAACGCUGUGCUGUCAGAGCCACUAAUAACUGCAAAUGGACGACUCUCGCGUCCAUCGGGAAGGACAUCAUCGAGGAUGAGGACGGGAUCUCCAUGCCCCAUCAGUGGUUGGAAGGAAACUUGCCUGUCAGUGCAAAGUGCAGUGUGUGUGAUAAAACGUGUGGCAGUGUUCUCCGAUUACAAGACUGGCGCUGCCUUUGGUGUAAAGCCAUGGUGCACGCAGCGUGUAAGGAUCAGCUCUCUAAUAAAUGUCCACUCGGUCAGUGUAAAGUGUCAGUGAUCCCGCCUACUGCUCUCAACAGCAUCGACUCAGACGGGUUCUGGAAAGCAACAUGCCCCCCCUCCUGCUCCAGCCCCCUGCUGGUGUUUGUGAACAGUAAGAGUGGAGAUAAUCAGGGUGUGAAGUUCCUGCGCAGGUUCAAGCAGCUGCUCAACCCGGCCCAGGUGUUCGACCUGAUGAACGGAGGACCUCAUCUGGGUCUGCGUCUUUUUCAGAAGUUCGAUACAUUCCGUAUCCUGGUGUGUGGAGGAGAUGGCAGUGUGGGCUGGGUUCUGUCCGAGAUAGACACACUGACGCUGCACAAACAGUGUCAGCUUGGUGUUUUGCCACUGGGAACUGGAAAUGACCUGGCCAGAGUUCUGGGCUGGGGGUCGGCGUGUGACGAUGACACUCAGCUUCCUCAGAUCCUCGAGAAGCUUGAAAGAGCCAGCACCAAGAUGCUUGACAGAUGGAGCAUCAUGGUGUAUGAGACGAAGUUUCCACGGCAACACUCAAGCUCCACGGUAACCGAGGACUGCAGCGAUGAUUCAGAGGUGCAGCACAUUCUGACCUACGAGGAUUCGGUCGCGGCUCACCUGUCCAAGAUCCUCACUUCGGAUCAGCACUCUGUAGUGAUCAACUCGGCCAAGGUUUUGUGUGAAACGGUGAAGGACUUCGUGGCUAAAGUGGGUCGGGCGUACGAGAAGAACACCGAGAACUCUGAGGAAUCGGAGACCAUGGCCAAAAAGUGCGGUGUCUUAAAGGAGAAGCUGGACUCGUUGUUAAAGACAUUGAGCGAGGAAGCUCAAGCUUCCGUCGUCACGCCGACGCCGACGCCCACCAUCGCAGAGGAGCAGGAAGAAGGGGAGUCACAAGUUCCCCAGUCCAUGCCUAUGGUCAAACUCACAGUCCCGCCUCCUUGUUCACCCCGCCCACCUGCUGCCAUCUUUAAACCCAGAGAGCAGCUGAUGCUGAGAGCCAACAGCUUGAAAAAGGCCAUCAGACAGAUUAUAGAGCACACGGAGAAAGCGGUGGACGAACAGAACGCUCAGACGGAUGAAAUGUUCGGCACGGUGUCUCCCGAGGAGGAGGAAGAAGAGGAGGAGGAGGAGGAGGAGGAAGAUCAGGAGUCUCUGAGAUCCUACAGCACCAGAGCACAGCAUCUCAGGAGAGUGUGUAAGGCUCCAUGUGAGAAGCUCAUCGCUAAAGGCAGCUUAUCAGUGGGCAGCUCUGCAUCACUUCCUGCUCAGACAGGAAGUCGAGAAAACAUUCUGAAUGCCAAGAUUCUGUACCCAGCAGGGAUGUCCGGCACUCUCCCUAGCAGUUCGGUUAUCAGCAGGCUGCUAGUGAAUGCCGACCCCUUCAGCUGUGACCCGGAGAACCUGGAGUGUUACACAGAAAAGUGUGUGAUGAAUAAUUACUUCGGAAUCGGACUGGACGCCAAAAUCUCACUGGACUUCAAUAACAAGAGGGACGAACAUCCAGAGAAGUGCAGGAGCCGUACUAAGAACAUGAUGUGGUACGGGGUUCUGGGGACCAAAGAGCUUCUUCACAGAACUUACAGAAACCUGGAGCAGAGAGUACUGCUGGAGUGUGAUGGACGGCCCAUUCCUCUGCCCAGUCUUCAGGGCAUUGCUGUGCUGAACAUUCCCAGUUACGCUGGAGGAACAAACUUUUGGGGAGGGACCAAAGAGGAUGAUACGUUCACUGCUCCGUCGUUUGAUGACAAGAUUCUGGAGGUGGUCGCUGUGUUUGGCAGCAUGCAGAUGGCUGUGUCUCGAGUCAUCAACCUACAACAUCAUCGAAUAGCUCAGUGUCGUACAGUGAAGAUCACCAUCCUCGGUGAUGAAGGUGUUCCUGUGCAGGUGGAUGGAGAAGCAUGGAUCCAACCACCUGGAUUCAUCAGGAUCCUACACAAGAACCGCACACAGACACUGACCAGAGACAGGGCAUUUGAAAAUACUCUGAAAUCAUGGGAAGACAAGCAAAAGUGUGAUUUUACACGGCCAGUAUCCCAGCAUGCAGUGCAGCCUGAGAUCAUCACUGAGGACGAAACGGCUCAGAUCAGUGUGUUUGGGCAGAGUGCAGGAGCUCUAAUACACAGCAUUAGGGAGAUUGCUCAGUCUCACCCCAGUAUGGAGCAGGAAUUAGCGCACGCUGUCAAUGCCAGCUCUAAAGCCAUGGACACCGUGUAUGCCAACUCCAAGAACAACACGGGCCUGACUUGCAGUGUAGUGCUACAGAUGGUCAGUAAUGUGAAAGCCCUGCACAGUGAGACGGAGCUCUUGCUGACAGGAAAGAUGUGCUUGCAGUUGGACCCGCCUCAGAAGGAGCAGCUGGUCGCCGCUUUAGCGACCGUCGCCCUGCAGCAGCGCAGACUCAUGGAAAUCAGCUGGAUUAGCGCGUUCAUCGACCCGACGGACGAUGAGGGACAGUCUUUGGACUUCGCCAAGCGUAGUCGAAGUGCCAAAUUCCGCCUUGUCCCCAAAUUUAAGAGGGACAAGAACAACAAGAACAGGGAGAUGUGCACCACUCUCAACAUGCCUGUGAAUCAGUGGGGAGUGGAAGAAGUGGCGUGCUGGUUGGAGCAGCUGUGUCUGUCAGAGUAUAAAGAGAUCUUCAUCAGGCACGACGUACGUGGACCAGAACUGGUGCACCUUGAAAGGAGAGACCUGAAGGACUUGGGUGUAACGAAGGUCGGCCACAUGAAGCGGAUCCUGCAGGGAAUCAGAGAUCUGAAUCGCAACAGCACGGCCAGCGAGGCUUAGACUCCAGCGAGGCUUAGGCCAAGCCAAGCCAAUCCAAUCACACACUCCGAGGGGUGGGACCAGUCUCAGCACAGCCAAUCAGCUCAGAGGGACCAGUGCAGUGAUGUCACUCAAAUCAGCGCUCAGCACAGUGCCUUCAUUUCACAUUUGUGACAUCAGCGUUGAGGAGAAACCUCUACUGCCAGCCUGUGUGUGUGUGUGUGUGUGUGUGUGUGUGUGUGUGUGUGUGUGUGUUAGAAGGAGCAAGGGAGUGGUAAACAAGAGCCAUCAGUAAUCAAAGGGCUACAGAUUUAUGAGCGUGAAAUGAGACACUGUGCUGUUAUAAUUAGCCACAACAAAUCAGGAAAUAUUUUUCAGGAAACCAUGCUGUUUGAAUUUAAAUAGCUUUAUUUAAAACUAUAGCUUUUUAUUCACUUUGCCUAACCUGACCACACUGUGUCAUGACAAUCAGUCAAGUAAUGAUCAAGUGAGAAAUAUUCUGGUCCAACAGAUACAACCAUAAUCUACCUGUGUGUGUGUGUGUGUGUGUGUGUGUGCGCGCGCGUGUGAACUACACUACUCAGCAAAAGAAAUCACAUAAUUCACGUUUCAUUUAGAGAAACACGAACGUUGUGCCGCGACUUCAUGAAGUCAAAGCUGUCGGAAAUUCACGCCAAGAACUGGCUUCUGACGUGGAAAUUCGUCAUCGCCACGUGACUUACUUUCAACAACACGUCAGGAGCAGUCGCUAUUACAACCCAGUGUCAUAGAAAGUGUUCGUUUCCAUCGAACACAGAACUCGGUUAUAAAAGAUCUGCAAUGAAAUUAAAUAUAAACUAUAAAUCAAUUCCAUCUGUGAUCAGUGCGUUUAGUCACCGUACGCCGUACUUCAACAGCCCGAUUAACACAAUUCUCAUUAAACAUGACUGCUCAGAGGUGUGUGUGUGUGUGUGAGAGAGAGUGUGAGAGAGAGAGAUUAGCCAUAUCAUUACGUUCCGUAGUGUUUGCGUUAAAUAUUUAUUAAGCUCUGUGUGUUUUGUACAAAGCUGUAUGAGUGUACAUACAUUCCUCAUGUACAAACGGUCUGUAUUAAACCAGCGCUGAGUUACA